Molecule: messenger RNA, 2835 nt
Organism: Dendronephthya gigantea
Lineage: Eukaryota; Metazoa; Cnidaria; Anthozoa; Malacalcyonacea; Nephtheidae
Product: acyl-CoA synthetase family member 2, mitochondrial-like
Exons: 20
Coding region: 151-1965 (604 amino acids)
Biological process (GO): fatty acid metabolic process
Molecular function (GO): medium-chain fatty acid-CoA ligase activity
Source: RefSeq, a predicted model, not a curated record
UUGUGAGCUACCAGUAUAGUGAUUACCAUCGUUCGGCGUCGUCAUUGGCAGCAUUACAUUUGCUACUGUGGGCGGAACGAGACAUUAUCCGGGUUUUUAAAAUCAAGCGAAGUUUCUGUACGAAGCGAAACAAUUAAUUUUCUUUCGUCGAUGUAUCUAUUUCGUUGGAAAUUGCCUCGUAGCCUAAGCUGUAGUAAUGUCGCAAAUAUAGCAGCGCGUCACCGACUUGUUAUUCCUUCAUCUCAAAGGUAUUAUUGUGCUAUCCAGCCUUUAACAAGCCACAGUCCAUCUGAUAAACUAAGCUAUUUCUUUGGUCCAUCUGGUAAACCAUUUCUCGGCUCAACAAUUGGUCAGGUGGUAGAUGAAGCAGCUGAACUAUACCCAGAUCGUGAUGCAUACGUAUUUUGUGAAAGUGGAAGGAGAGCAACAUUUGCAGAACUCAAAAUCAAGGCUGACAAACUUGCUGCAGGGUUUCUAGCUCUUGGUCUCAAGAGGGGUGACAGAGUUGGAAUAUGGGGGCCAAAUCUUGAAGAGUGGAUUUUAACGCAAUUUGCUACCGCAAAGGCUGGGAUGGUGCUGGUUAACAUAAAUCCAGCCUAUCAGGUAGCUGAAGCUCAUUAUGCACUGAAAAAGGUUGGUUGCAAAGCUCUCGUAUCUGUUUCAAGUCACAAAACGUCAGAUUACUAUGGAAUGUUAAGUGAAAUUGCACCAGAACUGCCUGAUUCUAAGCCUGGCUGGCUUCACAGUGAACAUAUACCAAUGCUUCAACAAGUAAUUAUAAUUGGAGAUGAAAAAUUUAGUGGCACACUCUCUUUUGAUGAGGUGAUGCAGGCUGGUGGGAAUAAUGAAAUGGAGGAACUUAAUACCCUUCAGCAACGCCUGCAGUUUGAUGAUCCAAUUAAUAUACAGUUCACCUCAGGUACUACCGGUAAUCCAAAAGGAGCUACAUUGAGUCAUCACAAUAUUCUCAACAAUUCUUUUAUGAUUGGUUCAACAGCUAAAUAUACAGACGAGUAUUCGAAAAUUUGCAUCCCUGUUCCCUUAUAUCACUGCUUUGGAAUGGUGCUUGGAAGUUUAUCGUCCGUCGUCUUUGGGGCAACUGCAGUUUAUCCUUCGUCUAGUUUCGAUGCUCGGGCGUCACUUGCUGCCUGCCAAGCUGAAAAAUGUACGUCACUUUAUGGCACGCCCACCAUGUUUAUUGACAUGCUUAACCAAGAGGAACUGGUCCAAUUCGAUCUUAAUUCUUUACGUACAGGUAUCAUGGCUGGGUCUCAGUGUCAUAUUGAAAUAAUGAACGCCGUAAUUGAGAAGCUGCAUAUACCUGAAAUGACGAUUUGCUAUGGUUUGACUGAACUCUCUCCUGUCUGCUGUCAAACCCAAAUUGACGAUCCUGUUGAAAUUCGAGUCUCAACUGUUGGAAGAAUGACUUCGCAUACAGAGGGUAAAAUAGUGAAUGAAAAUGGCGAGAUAAUUCCUGUGGGUGAAGAUGGUGAACUGUGCGUGCGAGGUUAUUGUGUCAUGUUAGGAUACUGGGAUGAUGAAGACAAAACGAAAAGUACCAUAGACGCCAGCCGUUGGUUACACACAGGAGAUAAAGCAUCAAUGGAUGAAAAUGGAUAUGUAAAAAUUGUUGGCCGAAUCAAGGACAUGAUCAUAAGAGGAGGAGAAAAUAUCUAUCCGGCCGAAAUCGAACAAUUUUUAUACCAUCAUCCAAAAAUUCAAGAAGUUGAGGUAAUUGGUGUACCAGAUAAGAGACUUGGUGAAGAAAUUUGCGCGUGGAUAAGGUUAAAGAAGGACGAGACCGCUACAGCGGAUGAAAUAAAGGAGUUUUGUAAGGGAAAGAUUUCCCACUUCAAAAUUCCACGCUAUAUCAAGUUUGUAGAUGAUAUGCCAAUGACAGUCACGGGAAAGGUGAAAAAGUACGUAAUGCGCGAGGUUUCAGCAAAAGAACUGGGAUUGGAAUAAAAUACGAAAUGCUAUAGCCUUGGGCUCUUAGCACGUCUCCAGGAUCCUUGUGGGGAACAUGACAGUAAUUUCCUCAUAAAUUUCACCAUGCAUCUUCACUGCAUGCAUUCAUUGAAUAGACCUUUUCGGUAAUUACGUCACAACAUUAUCGGUUUUAAAUUUAGAACCACCUUAAAUGAGAUGAUUUCAAAGUUUGCAAAGAUACAAAACAUCAUUCUAUAACCCGUCAUUUUGAUUAUAAUAAGUAUGGAAAUAAGCCAUAACGCGGGACGAGGCUUGCGGUCUUGGCCCCUCAGCCCCGUUCUCGUGUUAUGGCUUAUUUCCACAAUAAUUGGUCAAAACAAAAAAUAUUUUUCAUGCAUAUGUUGAAGAAGCACGUGGCUUGUGAAAGUAAAACUUGAAAUCCAUAAGGUGGUUCUAAAUUUAAAACGUUGCGAUGUUAAAAAGUUGUGACGUAAUUACCGGGAAGGUCUAUUGCUUUCGUGAUUUUUAUUCCAAGAUCCCCCCCCCCCUCUCCUAUAGGCAGGUAGUUGACAGGUAGUUAAAUUUUACGUACAUUAGUUAUAUUGAAAAAUACAUUUUUAAGCUCAUGUGUUUUAAUAUAUACCGGAAUGGCCAAACAUUAGUGUAUAGCUAAAUAUAUGUAUAUACACAUAAUAUCAUAAUACAGGUGCGUAGAGUUACACACACUAUGUACACACGUGGCACAUUAGCCACGGUGUCUUUCUUGAACCAAAUGCAUGAAUAAAUUGCACGUAAUAAAGAACCAUAUACAAUGUAGUUAGGUUAUUCUAUUACGCAGGUGAGAUACGUCGGCAUUUUAAUUGGAUAUUCCAUGGGAUAAUCUAAUAAAUUGAUUGCGCUUUUGAA